Messenger RNA from Torulaspora delbrueckii, 471 nucleotides. It is a transcript of the gene BUD31, whose product is annotated as U2 snRNP complex subunit BUD31. NCBI's taxonomy places the organism in Eukaryota, Fungi, Ascomycota, Saccharomycetes, Saccharomycetales, Saccharomycetaceae. Gene Ontology annotation, biological process: mRNA splicing, via spliceosome. The transcript has a single exon. Gene Ontology annotation, cellular component: spliceosomal complex; nucleus. The coding region runs from base 1 to 471 and encodes 156 amino acids. The record is from RefSeq and is a predicted model, not a curated record.
AUGCCACGUAUACGUACCAACAAGAAGUCCGCACCCGAAGGGUUUGCCAAGAUAGAGCCCACUUUACGGGAGUUCGAACUGCAAUUGCGUGAAGUUGAACAAUCAAAAAGCUCGAAACUCUCGUCGAGGGCCAACGAGGAGCUGUGGCAGAUCCUUCGGAUCUGCCACGAACGCUCCCGUUAUGUCUACACUCUUUUCUACAAGAGACAUGCCAUAUCGAAACAACUUUACGAAUGGCUCUUACGUGAGAAAUACGCCGAUAAGCUAUUGAUAGCCAAAUGGAAGAAACAGGGCUACGAGAAGUUAUGUUGCAUGCGUUGUAUCCAAACAAGUGAAUCAGCACAUGGAAACAGUUGUAUUUGCAGAGUACCCAGGGCCCAGCUCGAAUUAGAAGCCCAGAAGGCCGGAAAGGCUGUCGGUUUCCAACAGUGCGUUCACUGCGGCUGUCGAGGUUGUGCGAGCACUGACUAG